Molecule: messenger RNA, 1521 nt
Organism: Mugil cephalus (flathead mullet)
Lineage: Eukaryota; Metazoa; Chordata; Actinopteri; Mugiliformes; Mugilidae
Product: zinc finger protein OZF-like
Exons: 1
Coding region: 13-1338 (441 amino acids)
Cellular component (GO): nucleus
Source: RefSeq, a predicted model, not a curated record
GAGCCUCCACAGAUGAAAGAGGAACAGGAGGAACCAGAAUCUCCACGGAUUAAAGAGGAACAGGAGGAACUCUGCAGCAUUCAGUGGGAAGAACAUCUUGUAUUGAACCAGGAGACUGAUUCCUUGAUGGAGACUCCUACUGAUGAGGAAAGUGAGCACAGUGAACCAGAACCAAACAGUGACCAGGACAUCUCUCACAACUCUACUAGAUAUGCAAAACGGUAUCCAAAGAAGGGACGUCAUAGAGACAUAAGCCACAGUAUCAAUGUAGGCAACUCUCCCAUUUCAGAAAGUCAGUGUGAUACUAAUGACGGUAAAAAGUCUGUAAUGUGUGACGUCUGUGGAAAAACCUUUAAGAAUAAGUCCAAUAUGAAGAGACAUUACAGAAUCCACACAGGUGAAAAUUAUUGUUGCAAAAUAUGCGACAAAGUCUUCGGUCGUAGCAGUAAUUUGACUGUCCACAUGAGGAGUCACACAGGUGAGAGGCCGUAUCCUUGCAUAACAUGUGGGAAAAGUUUCACGGUGCAUCGUAAUUUAAUUUCACACAUCAGGUCUCACACAGGUGAGAGGCCGUUCCUUUGUGAAAUAUGCGGUAAACGAUUUACUACUUCGUCAUCAUUUGGAAAGCAUAUAACAAUCCACUCAGGUGAAAAGCCGUUCUCUUGCAAGACAUGUGGAAAACGUUUCAGUCAAAGUAGUAUUUUGACUAAGCACAUGAGGACUCACACAGGUGAGAAGCCGUAUACUUGCACAACAUGUGGGAAAACUUUCAGUCUAGGCCAUAAUUUAAAUAUCCACAUGAGACGUCACACAGGUGAGAAGCCAUAUCCUUGCAAAACGUGCGGGAAAGCCUUCAGUCAAAGACCUAAUUUAGUUAUUCACAUGAAGAGUCACACAGGUGAGAAACCCUAUCCUUGUACAAUAUGUGGUAAAACCUUUAGUCAAAGACCAAAUUUAGAUAUCCACAUGAGGACGCACACUGGUGAGAAACCACAUUGUUGUGACACAUGUGGGAAAACCUUCAGUCAGAGUAGUGCUUUAACUAGGCAUAUGAGGACUCACACAGGUGAGAAACCACACUCUUGUGACAUGUGCGGUAAAGCCUUCAGCCUUAGUACCACUUUAACAUUUCACAUGAGGACUCACACAGGUGAGAAGCCGUACCCUUGCACAACAUGUGAUAAAAGUUUCAGCCGAAGAAUGUAUCUGACUCUCCACAUGAGGACUCACACGGGUGAGAAACCGCACUUUUGUACCGCAUGUGGUAAAACCUUCAGUCAAAGUACUACUUUAACAAGGCAUAUGAGGACUCACACGGGCGAGGAGUCAUCCCCCUGAGACAUCUGUGGGGGGAAAAAAAUCCGGGAAACAAAGCUUGAAAAUACAUGUCAGAAUUGGUUCAGAAGAAUGUAUCACUAUGAUGAAAUCCCUGUAUUCCCACAUUUGAAAAAAAUUCACAAACCUUCCUCUCUGUUGCUUCAUAUGUACGUCCUGUUUCUGUUGAUUAAAAUUUUGAUGACC